Messenger RNA from Schizosaccharomyces osmophilus, 1299 nucleotides. It is a transcript of the gene dca7, whose product is annotated as WD repeat protein, DDB1 and CUL4-associated factor Dca7. The transcript is spliced from 5 exons. Gene Ontology annotation, cellular component: nucleus. The record is from RefSeq and is a predicted model, not a curated record. Gene Ontology annotation, molecular function: protein binding. Bases 1 to 1299 code for a protein of 432 amino acids. NCBI's taxonomy places the organism in Eukaryota, Fungi, Ascomycota, Schizosaccharomycetes, Schizosaccharomycetales, Schizosaccharomycetaceae.
AUGACAGAUUUGCGAAGAAACCGCUACUCUAUUUCUGCAGGAGUAGGAAAAUCCACGUAUGAUUCUUUUGGACGGUUUUUAAACUCUCCAAGAAGGCCUUUUCCUAGCAAAUUUGACAGCGAAAAUGAACGGACGGGAUUUGAUUUCCCUUGGACGCCUUACGGUCUGGAUUGGUUAAAACAAGAAAGCAGUACGAAGGAAUGGGUUGCUGUAGGAAGUUUGAUUGAAGAACCCGCCAACAAGAUUCAAAUUCUUCAAGUAUCGAAUGAGGAAAAUGGAAAGCCUGAAGUGAAGAAGUCGCUUUCAACGGCAAACGAUUUGGAGUAUCCCGUUACCAAAUUGAUGUGGAACCCUCCGUCGUUGAACCCAAACGCUUCUACAAAUUUGUUGGCAUCAACUGACCAAAAACUAAGAAUUUGGAAUGCUCCGAUAGAUUCAGAAAGCACUGGCUCUCUCAAGUGCGAAGCUGCUUUAUCUACGCAAGGGAAGACACAUAGUGGUGCUCCCCUCACGUCGCUCGAUUGGUGUAAAGCAGACCCAUCGCUUAUAAUUGUCAGUAGUUUAGAUACUACGUGCACGGUUUGGGAUGUGGCUGCUCAGCAAUCGAGAACUCAAUUGAUUGCUCAUGACAGAGAGGUCUACGAUGUUGCAUUUAUAAAAGAUAGUAUGCAUGUAUUCGUGAGUGUAGGGGCUGAUGGAAGUGUGCGGAUGUUUGAUUUACGUUCUCUCGACCAUUCGACAAUUAUUUAUGAAGGAGAUAGCAACCAUUGGAAGCGUACGGGAGAUACAGAUGGCAGCGCUGGAAAUGUUUCCAGACCUUUAGUGCGGCUAGCUACAUGUGACGCUGAUGCCAAUCUGAUGGCUACUUUCCAUCAUAAAUCAUCGGACAUACAAAUGAUUGAUAUUCGAACUCCAGGAGUGGCAUACACAAAUUUAAGUAGCCUCCGGGGCGGAGAUGUGAACGCGGUAAGCUGGAUGCCAAAUUCGCGAAGCAAGUUAGCUUCAUGUGGCGAUGAUAGCAUGGUUCAUAUAUGGGACUUGUCACGUCCUUUGAGCACAAGCGGAACACCCGCUCGUCGGGGAUCGAACUCUGUUACGCCAUCUGGUACAACAGCGCCUAUAUCAGAAUAUGGUACACCCGUGCCGACUGCGCAUAGCACGGGUUCGUCGACAGAAAACCGGUUUUCGCCUAUUGGUUCUCGGAAAUUUGAAAGCGAAGUAAACAAUAUAUCUUGGUCCGGAAAGCAAGACUCGAUCGCUGCCUUGUACGGGAAAUCUCUAGAGCUAUUCUCGUUGUAA